CGCCCGCUGAGUCCUGCCCGGUCCCCGGGGCAGAGCGGCCCCUCCUCCCUCUGGAAUACACAUAUAUUCUCCGCUCCCUUCGCCCUCCGUCAGGGGAGUUUGGCUGUGUGGAGCCGCCUUUCUCUCCCGGUGCAGCAGAACCGGGAAGUCAAAUCCAGGGCGAGCUGCCCACUUCCCCCGGACAUUGACAAAACAAAUAUGUUUCCUCUAAUACAACGAUGCUGCUUCAACACACCUUUCAAACUGCAGAAGUUAACUGGUCCCAGUCUGCUGAUCUAUGGGAAGAAUAUGACAACCUGGUCGUCCUUGGCCCUCCGGCUGCAGAGAGAUGUGUGUCCUCUCUCAACAUCUCUGAGCAUCAAACCAGCAUCAGUUUACACAACCAAGCUCCAGACUUUUCACACCUCUCUCCCCAUCUUCAAGAAGAAAAAACCUGCAGAAUCUGAGGCAGAAUCGCACAAAAGCCAGGAAUCACUGAAGGAUUCUCCCAAGCCAGCCCUUUACUUAAGCCUUGGGGGGCUAAUUCCAUUUGUGGCCGUGCCGCUGGCCAUGGUCAUGCAGGGGACCUACUGCCCUCAGCUGGCCUUUGCUCAGGUUGCCUACGGUGCUGCAACGGCAUCGUUCCUAGGGGGAAUGAGGUGGGGGUUUGCUCUCCCAGAAAACAGCCCAGCCAAACCAGACUGGCUGAACCUGGCCAACGGCACAGUCCCUCCUCUGCUUGCCUGCCAAGCCUUGCUUUUCAAAGAUGUCACUCAGGGAGCAGUAAUGCUCAUGCUGGCCUUAGGGAUAGCACUGCAUUAUGACAUUUCCCUUCUUCCUACUUACCCCAGGUGGUUUAAAGUACUGAGGGCAGUGGGAACAACUGUGAUGAUAUUAUCCCUGGUGGCCACUGUAGCACUGAAAGCUUUCUUAGAAGGGGAGAAAAGUGAUGAAAGAAAAAUAUGACAGAACACAAAUUAAAAAAUCAACUGGGAAAAGCUAUCAUCUGCCAAUAAGGUAUUUGUAUGGAGUUCCAGGAGAAAUAAAGACUGAUUUGUGCUUAGAAGUGUUAUGAUGGCAGGGAUCAAGAUGGUUAUUCCUGAAGCAAAAUGAUUUUCCAACUGAUUUUGAAGCUAGUUCAGGAGGGAAGGAUUGUAAAUAGCAAUUACUUCCAAGGCAAGCUUGAGUCUGUCCUUUUCUGUAGAACAAAGAAUCACUCCUGAAUGAGAUGUUGCUGCUCUAGGAAUUUAGAAUGCAGAUUCAAAAUUACAUGGGUAUGAAUUGCUCUGUGCUGAACUAUGAAAGCAUCUGGUUUGACUGUAAUAUGUGAUCAUAUUCUGAAGUGGGGAAAACAACAAUAACAAGGUGAAAGCAGUUCUAGUUUGGUGUUUAAGGAAGUAGCAGAGAAUUAAGCAAAAGCACAUUCUACUCAGUUGCUGUGUUGUGGAACAAGACUCUGAUUACACUCCUGUUUUCAGAGAAGGCGCUGAAAAUCACAGUGGUUUGGGUUGGAAGGGGCCUUAAAGAUUGUCUCCUUCCAAUCUGCUGUAUACAGGGACAUCUUCCACUAGAUCAGGUUGCUCAAAGUCCCAUCCAGCCUGGACAUCUCUAGGACUGCUGUGUGAGGAAGUGCUCAGUGCAGUGUCAGGUAAGGAAGGACAGCUGAGGUUUGUUUGCAAUGGCAAGCCAAGGUCAGCACUCACCUGAAAUGUGUCAUUCCGCUGCUGUGCUGGAGUGUGGAAAGGCUGAAGGGGGAGCUUUGUAUCACUGACAAGGUGCCAGAAGUCAAAUUCCUGCUCAGGCUUACUGAAAUUAAAAAGGCUAUUUGGGCCACCUGUUCCUAGGUUUUGUUUGGAUUUAGGGCUGCCCGGCAAAGGAAGCUGCAUGUGACAUAGCCAUAAAGAUCUGCCAUCCUAAAUUAAAGGACUGUCAACUUAUGCUUAGUGCCUAUAUAAUGGGGCUGAAAGUAGCAUUUGUCUUCCCUCUCCUUAGAAUCCACAUAUUUAGACAGGUACCAGUGGACUUGUAGCCUGCAAACCCUCCAUGAUGGGUCUGUUACUGAAACCACUGCAGAAGCAUAUGCUCUCUGUACUUAAUUCUUCCUAGCAUAUCAUUUAGUGGAACAGUGGAAGAUACAACCUAAGUCAAAUUAAUUUUCUUUUUUGUGUCAGCUUCCUCAAGAAACCUAUGAAAUGGGAUGUGGGCAUAUUUCUUGUAAGCUUUUUUCAGCAGUAUUUCAGUACAGUGUCAGGUGCAGGAAGAAAGCUGAAAAUGACAUCACAUGGUCUUAGGACUAGAUAAUCCUCAUAGUUCUGUUAAAUACUAUUCUUCACUGUUGUUCUACACCAAAUAAAGCACAUAUUGUCCCUUAAAAUUUGUUACCUGUUCAUUCUUCAAAGAACAGAUGUUUAAGAAACCUGCCAGUCCUGGAGAUGGAACCAUCUUGUAUGAUGUUGUUGAAGAGCAGCUCUGUACAUCAGCCUCUCCCUUUUUGCAAAUCUGUUAACAUUUGUAUGUUAACAUAUGAAGCAAUCAUGGGUAUCAAUUGCUCUAUGCUGAACUAUGAAAGUAUCCUAUUAAACAAUA
Messenger RNA from Cinclus cinclus, 2565 nucleotides. It is a transcript of the gene TMEM69, whose product is annotated as transmembrane protein 69. NCBI's taxonomy places the organism in Eukaryota, Metazoa, Chordata, Aves, Passeriformes, Cinclidae. Bases 199 to 945 code for a protein of 248 amino acids. The record is from RefSeq and is a predicted model, not a curated record. The transcript has 3 exons.